Messenger RNA from Pocillopora meandrina, 1548 nucleotides. The record is from the annotation of a GenBank genome assembly. Lineage: Eukaryota; Metazoa; Cnidaria; Anthozoa; Scleractinia; Pocilloporidae.
AUGGAGGUGCUAUCGUCCGUUUUUUCUUUGCCACGUUGUGGCGAAUGCGGCGAUUUCAGUCUUUUGUUUAUGGAAGAUAAUUUGAAACGGAAGGGAUGUGCGUCAACUUUGCGUUUGCUGUGCGAGCAGUGUGGAUGGAAACAUUCAUUUUGCACAUCAAGAAAGCAAGGAAAGAGUUUUGAAGUAAAUCGGCGAAUCGUUUAUGGUAUGAGAACUCUUGGAAAGGGUUAUGCUGGUGCAAGGAAAUUCUGCACAAUUAUGAACAUGCCUCCACCUCCAACUGAGAAAGCUUUCCUCAGAAACUCGCGCGUAAUCGGCCGUCACAUGAAAGCGAUUGCAAAGGAAACAAUGAAAAAGGCGGGAGAAGAAGUUUUAUCUCUCAAGAAGGAUGUAAAUUCUUCUGAAGGUCUACCUGUGAACUGUGGUGUUUCUUGUGACGGAACAUGGCAAAAGAGAGGCUACUCGUCACGCAAUGGUUGUGUGACUGUCGUAUCCAUGGACACAGGAAAAGUUCUUGAUGUGGAGGCCCUAAGCCAAGGAUGCAAACAGUGUGAGCGGCAUGAACAAAUGGACAAGAAUUCUCUCGAAUAUCAGAUGUGGAGAGCUGAUCACAACACUUGCAAGUCAAAUUUCCAGGGAUCAGCACCUGCUAUGGAACUAGAGGCUGCAGAGGGCAUAUUUUAAAGGUCUGUUGAGCUGCACAAUCUCAGAUACACUGAAUUUUAUGGGGAUGGGGACAGCAAGAGUUUUUCCAGGAUAAAGAAUAUUUGUCAAGAUGCUGGAAUUUUAGUGGAAAAGAAAGAAUGCAUCAGUCAUGUGCAGAAGAGGGUUGGAACUGCACUUCGCAAAUUAAAGCGUGACAAUCCAAGCCUUGGAGGCAGAGGGAAACUCACAGAUAGUCUAAUUGAUAAACUUCAGAACUAUUAUGGCAUUGCCAUAAGGUCCAAUGUUGGAAAUUUGGCUGGAAUGAAGAAAGCUAUCCAUGCUAGCCUCAUGCAUUGUGCCUCAAGUGAGGCACGCCCACUUAAUGACCACUGCCCAACAGGUAGUGCAAGUUGGUGCAAGUAUCAAAAGGACAAAGCCAACCAUACGAAUCUCUUUAAGCAUGGACCUGGCCUUCCUUUACCUGUUAUUGCCAAGCUAAAGCCUGAAUAUAUUCGACUUAGUGAGAACAACUUAUUGCAGAAGUGCUUACUUGGCAAGACACAAAAUCAAAAUGAGUCUUUGAAUGGGAUGGUAUGGCAAAGGAUUCCAAAAGAAAUUUAUGUUGGAAGGGAGACAUUAGAAUUAGGACUUUAUGAUGCUGUUUUUUAUUUUAAUAUUGGUUCAAUUAGUAUUAUUAAGCUUUUCCAAGCCCUUGGUAUUCCUUCUGGCAAAUAUACCGAGGAGGGUUGCAGACUCCAAGACCAGCUUAGAGUUAAUAUUGCGCAACAUAAAAGCAAAGCUACUACCAAGAAGCGAUGCAAAGUGAUUAGGGGCCUUAAAAAACAAAAAGAUGACCAUAAUAAGCAAACUGAAGGAGUCAGCUAUGGCCCUGGUCAGUUUUGA